Molecule: messenger RNA, 1539 nt
Organism: Lodderomyces jiufengensis
Lineage: Eukaryota; Fungi; Ascomycota; Pichiomycetes; Serinales; Debaryomycetaceae
Gene: ALK6
Product: Alk6p
Exons: 1
Coding region: 1-1539 (512 amino acids)
Molecular function (GO): iron ion binding; oxidoreductase activity, acting on paired donors, with incorporation or reduction of molecular oxygen, reduced flavin or flavoprotein as one donor, and incorporation of one atom of oxygen; heme binding
Source: RefSeq, a predicted model, not a curated record
AUGAAUUAUAUUCCUUAUCUUAUAUUAUUAAUAUCUUAUAUAAUUUAUAAAUUAAUUCAAAAUUAUCAACUUCAAAAAUUUGCUAAAAAAAAUGGAUGCAAACAACCUAUAAAAUUACCAACUCCUACAAUAUUAAGUAAAUUAGGAUUAGAAAUGAUUAUAAAUUCCAAAAAAAAUGAAAAAGAAGGGUUAGGAAAUGAAAAAAUUUAUCAAGGUUUACAAUCAUUAAAUACAUCAACUUUUGAAACUAUAAUAUUUUUUAAAAAAUUUAUAAUGACAAUUGAACCUGAAAAUUUAAGAUGUAUGAUGUCAAGUGCUAAUUUUAAUGAUUGGAAUAUUGGAUUUAGACCAAAAGCUUUUGGUAUAUUAUUGGGAAAUUCAAUUUUUUCAAGUGAAGGUGGUCAUUGGAAAGAUUCAAGAACUUUAUUAAGACCAUUUUUUGCAAAAGAUCAUAUAAAACAUAUUACAAAUAUGGAACCUUUUGUUGAUAGAGUUAUUAAAUUAAUCAAAAAAACUAAUGGAAAAACAAUAAUUAAUUUACAAGAUAUUUUUCAAGAUUUUACAAUGGAUUAUACAACUUAUUUAUUACUUGGUGAAAGUUCAGAUAGUUUAAAAGAAAGAUUAGGUGAACCAAUUAAAGAAACUAUAAGUGAAAAAACAAGAUCUCAAUUUACAUGGGCAUUUGAUACAUUAGCUCCAAAAUUAAUGAUGAGAGCAUUAUUAGGUCAUUUUAUGUUUCUUUAUAAUCCAACUAAUAUGCAAAAAUGUAUAGAUAUUCAACAUGAAUUUGUUGAUUAUUAUGUUCAAAAAGCUUUAAAAAUGUCUAGUGAAGAAUUAGAUAAAAAAUCAGAAGGUGGUACUUUAUUUUUAUAUGAACUUGCUAAACAUACUAAAGAUCCUAUUGUUUUAAGAGAUAAUAUUUUGAGUAUAAUAUUAGCUGGUAGAAAUACAACUAGUGGAUUAAUGACUUUUUUAUUUAUGGAACUUUCAAGAAAUCCAGAUAUUUUUAAUAAAUUAAAAGAAAUAAUAAGAUCAACAUUUCCUGAUUUACAAUCAAUUACUUAUGAAAGUACUCAAAAUUGUGAUUACUUAAGGUGGUGUAUAAAUGAAACAUUAAGAGUUCAUCCAUCAGUUCCAAACGAAUCUAAAACAGCUUCUAAAAACGUUAUAUUACCAAAAGGUGGAGGACCAGAUAAUCAAUCACCAAUUUUAAUAAAAAAAGGUCAACAAGUAUUAUAUCCAUUAUGGUCAUCAAAUAGAAACCCAAAAUAUUUUGGACCAGAACCUUUAAUUUUUAAACCUGAAAGAUGGGCACAUUUACCUCGUAAUGGAGGUAUUGCUUUUUUUCCUUUCAGUAUUGGUCCAAGAGCUUGUUUAGGUCAACAAUUAGCUUUAAUUGAAGCUAGUUAUAUAACUAUUAGAUUAUUACAAACUUUUAAUAAUUUGGAAUGGUGUGGGAAUUCCAAAGAUGAACCUUUAAGAAAAUCAGUUAGUGCUACUAUGAGAUUAUUAGAUGGUUGUAAUGUUAUUAUGAGUUAG